AUGAGAUAUGAGGGCUAUCAUGAAGGCUACACUGAGCAUCUGCCCGUCUGGGUGAACUGGACAGAGAACUUAGCAGUUGCAUCCAUGGGGAUUUGGUGGGCAGCCGGGUUCUCCACGGCAGCCAUCCGCAUCAUUGAUGAUGAUGCUCGAGGUCUGCCAAUGGAUGGUGGAGAUGUGCAGGUCAACAAGUUCAUCCAGAUUCUUCGAUCGGAAAGGCUACAUGAUGGCCUGGGACUGGCACACACCCUCAGCUGCAUUGGAUUGUUCAUCAGCAUCGUCCUGCUGUGCAUUGCCAUGGGAUUGAUGAAGGGUUCUGUCACGGCUUGCGAGCUGUGCCUCUGCUUCGUUGCCAUAGGCUUCGCCAUCCCACACGCAGUGGUGUCCUGCCGGCGCUUAGACCUGAGCAACCCCAAGAAGACGGAGGAUGCUGCGCCUCUGCCUUCAGAGGCUGCGGAGGCCGCUGCGCAGGAGGCCGCUUCCCUGGGCCCGCAGUUGUGCGUCAUCCUCGCUUUGGCGGACUCACCUGGACAUGCGUACUUGUGGCAGAAUUUUGUUUACUUCGUAGCUGCCAUUGCCUUUGUGGCUGCAGUCGCAGCCUGCGGGCGCUCCCCUCCUAAGGUGGGCAAUUCUGCCCUACCACCGCAGACAGGAGAAUUUGCUACAUGCCUCGUGCUGGACUUCGUCGCUUCAGUGGCCCUGGUCAUCUGCUUCCCUCAUCUCAACAACUGGCACUUGUGGGCCAUGACCGCUCUCCUCAUUGCACUCUUUGCCGCCACCUGGUUUGAGGGUUGGCGAGACCUGCUCAUAGACUUGCUGGACCCCUUGUUCGUGGUCCGCAGCGACACUGACAAGGCCCUGCCCGGCAAGCAGCGAGAGACCCUGAGACGCGUGUCGUGGGUUUGCUGCCUGGUCUGUGGCGCCGUGGCCAUGUGGGACAUCAUGCUUCAUCCGGUGCAGGAGGGUCUCUUCGAGCUUCCUGACUCUUUGCACGCCUUGGACGAUGGGCUCGCAGACCUCUGGGACAAGAACACCAUGAUGCUCUUAAGAUGGAAGCCCGGCGAGGGCCGAGGCGAGACAGGCUUACUCUGGGCGGCCGCAGAGUCUAUGGGCCUCGACGCCCUGACUCUCAAGAAGCAGGCCAUUUUUGAGGAGCAAAGGCUGCUGCUGUUCAAGUACGACGCUGGCAAGGAUGGGGAAAAGAAGCCGGGCGGAGCGUCAGUGCACUCCAAGUGGAAAUCAAGCGUGGCCGGCCCCAAGGGAGACCUGGAGAAGAUCAUCGACACCAGCUUUCCGGCUGUCUUGAACGUGACCUUGUGCCUUCAUGCCCAUGCGCAUACAGAAAUGGCGAAAGCCAAGGUCCGAAGUGAUGCAAGAGAAGCAGGGGCCGAAGCCUCAACUGUACAAGAGCAAACCCUAAACCCUAAACCCUAA
Molecule: messenger RNA, 1431 nt
Organism: Symbiodinium natans
Lineage: Eukaryota; Dinophyceae; Suessiales; Symbiodiniaceae
Source: the annotation of a GenBank genome assembly